Messenger RNA from Helianthus annuus (common sunflower), 1015 nucleotides. RefSeq lists its product as uncharacterized. The coding region runs from base 132 to 947 and encodes 271 amino acids. The record is from RefSeq and is a predicted model, not a curated record. The transcript is spliced from 2 exons. NCBI's taxonomy places the organism in Eukaryota, Viridiplantae, Streptophyta, Magnoliopsida, Asterales, Asteraceae.
AGCAAUGCGCCACGUUAAUUCAUGGACCGCCACCCAAACCCAACUCGAUCAAAAUCCUAUCGAGCAUUCGCCAUCACCCUCCAUUUUUAAGACACGCUUUUUUGGCUAACUUGUCCGGUUGUCAUGCUAAAAUGCCACUCAAUUCGACUACUUGUGCACUAAAUGCAGUCGAAUCACAGGCAACUAGAGUAAGACAUGCAUUUUGUGCAUUUUUUAGAGGAGAUGUGAAUUGUCAAGGCAAGCGGACGGAUGUGACUCGAGGAAAUGAAAGACACGUCACGCAUGGAACACGCACUCAAAGAAGAAAGUCGGAAGAUAACGAAGAACUCCCUCACCACCACACAAGAAACUGCUUUCCUGGCAAAACAGUACUAGCGAUUGGGGACCCGUCAAGAAAUGUGAUCGAGAUGAUCUUCAGAUCAGCAACAACCGAUACCACAAAGUAUUCGAUAACCAUAAAACAAGUUAUUAAGCUAAUUAAUUCAAACGAGACACUAGAAAGAUUCGAAAAGUUCAGAGAGGACGUCAAGAACAGAGCUUAUGAUCAUCAUAACAAGCAUCCAAGAAACAUUGUGGAUGGUAACGAGAAGUUAAUGUUUUACGGCACGAAACUCACACAUUCCAAGAAAUUUGGGACAUCAAAGCUUUUUAAAGACAGCAUUUGCAGCAUAAUAAAGCCAGGUUUUUAUGAUCCAAAGAAGAAUGCAGGAAUAUGGUUGACUACAAAUAGUCAAGAUGUUAUAAUUGCUAAUGCAAAUGCAGAGAUGAUGAAAGGGGAGAUGGCUAUCGUGGUUUGUCGAGUAAUUUCAGGAAGAAUUAUGAAUGAUAGUGAUGAAGAGGACUAUGAUUCUAUUGAAGGAGUAAAGCCAAACUACUUGUUUGUAAAAGACACAAGUGCUGUAUUGCCUUGCUUUGUUAUAAUUUUGAAAUGCAGAUACUUCCGCUAAUAUUUUGUAUAGUGUGGACUGUUUUUAUAUAUGAGAUUAUAAUGAAUAAUUUAUGACUUACUUUCUCA